Neopsephotus bourkii (Bourke's parrot) is the source of this 1395-nucleotide messenger RNA. It is a transcript of the gene AP1M2, whose product is annotated as adaptor related protein complex 1 subunit mu 2. Lineage: Eukaryota; Metazoa; Chordata; Aves; Psittaciformes; Psittacidae. Gene Ontology annotation, cellular component: clathrin adaptor complex; clathrin-coated vesicle. Gene Ontology annotation, biological process: intracellular protein transport; vesicle-mediated transport. Gene Ontology annotation, molecular function: clathrin-cargo adaptor activity. The coding region runs from base 95 to 1366 and encodes 423 amino acids. The record is from RefSeq and is a predicted model, not a curated record. The transcript has 12 exons.
UGUCUCUGGGGCCCGAUCCUUCCCCUUUAAGACCCUGGGGCGCUGCCGCUCACCUGCGCAGGUGACGGCGGCGCUGACGUGCGCGGGGACCGCCAUGGCCGCCUCUGCCCUCUUCAUCCUGGACCUCAAGGGGAAGCCCCUCAUCAGCCGCAACUACAAAGGGGAUGUGGGGCCGGGGGAGAUCGAGCACUUUAUGGGGCUGAUGCUGCAGCGGGAGGAGGAGGGGGCCCUGGCGCCGCUCCUGCCCCACGGCCACGUCCAUUUCCUCUGGAUCCAGCACUCCAACCUCUACCUGGUGGCCAUCACCAAGAAGAAUGGGAACGCAUCCUUGGUGUUUUCCUUCCUCUAUAAGGUGGUGGAGGUGUUCCGGGAGUACUUCAAGGAGCUGGAGGAGGAGAGCAUCCGGGACAACUUCGUCACCGUCUACGAGCUCCUGGACGAGCUCAUGGAUUUCGGCUUCCCGCAGACCACGGACAGCCGGAUCCUGCAGGAGUACAUCACCCAGGAGGGGACCAAGCUGGAGCGGGGGGGGUGCCGGGUGCCCAGCACCGUGACCAGCGCCGUGUCCUGGCGCUCCGAGGGCAUCCGGUACAAGAGGAACGAGGUCUUCAUCGACGUCGUUGAGGCGGUGAACCUGCUGGUGAGCGCCAGCGGCGCGGUGCUGCUCAGCGAGGUGCUGGGCACCAUCAGGCUCAAGGUUUUCCUCUCGGGGAUGCCCGAGCUCCGCCUGGGCCUCAACGACCGCGUCCUCUUCGAGCUCACCGGCAGGGGCAGGACCAAGUCGGUGGCCCUGGAGGACGUCAAGUUCCACCAGUGCGUGCGCCUGUCGCGCUUCGCCUCGGACCGCACCAUCUCCUUCAUCCCCCCCGACGGUGACUUCGAGCUCAUGGCCUAUCGGCUCAGCACGCAGGUGAAGCCGCUCAUCUGGGUCGAGUCGGUCAUUGAGAGGUUCUCCCACAGCCGGGUGGAGAUCCUGGUCAAGGCCAAGGGCCAGUUCAAGAAGCAGUCAGUGGCCAACGGGGUGGAGAUCUCGGUGCCGGUGCCCAGCGACGCCGAUUCCCCCAAGUUCAAGACCAGCGCUGGCUCCGCCAAGUACGUCCCGGAGCGGAACCUCGUCCUCUGGACCAUCAAGGCCUUCCCGGGGGGUCGGGAGCACGUGAUGCGCGCCCACUUUGGGCUGCCCAGUGUGGAGCGGGAGGAGGACGAGGGGCGCCCCCCCGUGGCCGUGCGCUUUGAGAUCCCCUACUUCACCGUGUCCGGGAUCCAGGUCCGGUACAUGAAGAUCAUCGAGAAGAGCGGGUACCAGGCGCUGCCCUGGGUGCGCUACAUCACCCAGAGCGGGGACUAUCAGCUCCGCACCGGUUAAUGAGGUCCAGCCCCCCCCCGGACCCCCCG